AUGAAAAAACUAUGUGCCAAGAGAUGGGAUCACAAAUGUCCAAUCAUUUUCCAUAACACUCUUUCCGAGCCCAUUCAAAUGAUUUGGAUUGAUUAUGAGGGAAAUGAACAACCGUUUACAGUUUUAAAUUCUGGCGGGAAAUGUUGUCAGCAAGCUGGUGCUACUCAUCCUUUCAUAAUGAGAAGAAUGAAUGAUGAGAAGAGGGAGGUUGUAUCGAUUUUUGUUCCGACAGAAGAGACUGUUGAUUAUUUUGAGGUUGUUCCUGGAACAUUUAUGUAUGAUGAGGAGAGGGAUGGGAAAAUGGUUGAUGAAGAUGAUGAAGAAAUUGUAGUGGGUGAUCAAGUGGAGGAGAUAGAGGAAGAAAUAAUUGAGGACCAAUCAAAACACGUAACAAUUUGCAAGAUGACAAAAGCUCGUGAGGAGGAUUGGAAAUUAAUUAGGUCAAGAUUUGAUGGACAUGAACUUGUGGAUAUUAGCAUUAGAAAUGAUACAUCUAGGAAAUAUAAUGUAUUUAGGGUAGACGAGGAAGGAAAUCAAACUUCUCACGGAUAUUCAGCCCCAAUCUCAACUUUCUGGGCUACAUUUGCAUAUCCAGGAAACGUUUUUUUAUUGAAGAACGAAUGUGGUUCAGUUGAGUUUGUCUUGAAA
This is a messenger RNA of Naegleria gruberi, 648 nucleotides long. RefSeq lists its product as uncharacterized. NCBI's taxonomy places the organism in Eukaryota, Heterolobosea, Eutetramitea, Acrasida, Naegleriidae. The transcript has a single exon. The record is from RefSeq and is a predicted model, not a curated record. The annotation marks the transcript as partial.